UUGAUUCGAAAAAUAUGAGUGAGUUUUUCCUGCUUUGCAUGCUCAACUUAGCCCCGCAUUUGAAUUACCUUGCGCGUGAGUACGAACCAUACACUCUGUAUCUGAAAUAAUACGUAUUGCUAUUGACGCCAGGUAGCCACUAAUGCAGGAGAAGUGUUCAUUGGGUAGUCUUUAAAGCCACAUUUGACUAACGUUAGCCAAGUUGAGCUAGCUAACAGUAGCCUGUACUGUCGCAGACUGACCCUUCUUCAAAACAAAUCACUAUCCGCUCACAGGCUAAUGUAUGAUAGCUAACAUAGCUAGCUUAUACUUAGCUGGAGAGCUAGUGACUUAGUAGCUGACUGCUGGACGAAAAACUCCACCAACAAUCCAGUGCAGACGAAAGGAAUAGCAGCGGACUUGCAAUCAUAGGUUAUGGUGAGCCUCUCAGUGUCUCAUCUCCUAAAGAGGCCUGCGUUUUAAGAGGAGACCCAUGCUGAUAAAUGCCAGGCCUCGCCACACUCUCUGUCGUCUGCACAAACACAAAUGCCUGCCUGCCCGUGGGGGAGGUCUGAUUAAAGAUAUCCACAUUUCAUCCACUGGGCUGUGUCCCCUGUCCCAGCGGCCACCAUGUUUUGGAAGUUUGACCUGCACACCACCUCCCACAUUGACCAGCUUCUGGACAGGGAGGACGUGACGCUUAGAGAGCUGAUGGAGGAGGAUGACGUCCUACAGGAGUGCAAGGCCCAAAACCGUCGGCUGCUCCUCUUCCUCUCCCAGGACCACUGCAUGCAGGAGCUGGUCAGCCUCAUCACCACGGAGCCACCUGCUGACCUAGAGGAAAGAAGCCGCUUUAAGUUUCCCAAUAUUGCUUGUGAGCUCCUGACAUCAGAUGUGUCCAUUAUAAAUGAUAAGCUGGGUGGGGAUGAGUCUCUCCUCGAGAUGCUCUACCAUUUCCUGGAGCAGGACCCGCCCCUCAACCCCCUACUUGCCAGCUUCUUCAGCAAAACUAUCGGCAAUCUCAUUGCCAGGAAAACGGAACAGGUGAUUACCUUUCUAAAGAAAAAAGAAGGCUUCAUUGGUCUGGUGCUGAAACACAUUGACGCCUCUGCCAUGAUGGACCUGCUGCUUCGCCUCAUCAGUUGUGUGGAGCCUGCCCCCUUGAGGCAGGAGGUCCUGCAUUGGCUGAAUGAGGAAAAGUUGGUACAGAGACUCACAGAGCUCAUCCAUACUGGCAAAGAUGAGGAGAGACAAUCAAAUGCGUCCCAAACGCUUUGUGACAUCAUCCGCCUUAGUCGAGACCAGGCCAAUCAGAUGCAGGAGAAUGUGGAGGCUGACCCACUAUUGGCUAUACUAGAGUCGCAGGAGAGUGUAGCAGGACUUCUGAAAAACAUGUUUGAGGGGGAGAGGAGUGAGGCCUCCAUUGUUAACGGAACUCAAGUGCUGCUUACCUUACUGGAGACCAGGAGGUCUGGGUUGGAAGGGCUGAUGGAUCUGUAUUCUCAGGGUUAUGAAAGGUCUUACACUGUCAACAGCAGUAUUUUAAAUGCCAUUGAGCCCCAUUUAAAGGACUUCCAGCAACUUUUUCUGGAUCCCCCCAAGAAAAGUGCAAUAUUGACGACCGUUGGCGUUCUAGAGCAGCCACUGGGGAACGCCCGCCUUCAUGUGGCCCGACUGGUGGCUGCCCUGCUGCAGACCAGUGCACCCACUAUUUGCCAGGAGCUCUGCAAUCUUGCUACCAUGGAUCUACUACUGGAUCUGUUCUUCAAAUACUCCUGGAAUAACUUUUUGCACUUCCAAGUGGAGCUGUGCGUGGCGGCUAUUCUGAACCAUCCUUCCUCAGAAGAGCGGCCCAGCCCAGGGCUCCAGAACCACAAUGGGAAGCCUGCAGCAGCAACAUCCAACUCUGAGGGGCAGGUGGAGCAAGUGGAGACAGGCAGGACCAGUGACCCACAGACCUCUAUCCAUAAUGCCCUUGUGGCACAUCUCUUCCAGAAAUGUCGGUUGGUUCAGAGAAUCCUUGAUGCCUGGGAGGAAAACGAUAAAAUACAGGCUGAGGGUGGCACCAGGAGAGGAAACAUGGGUCAUCUGACCAGAAUUGCCAACAUGGUGGUCCAGAACCUGGAGAAAGGACCAGUACAGGCCCAGAUCACAGACCUCAUCAAAGAGCUGCCAGAAGACUGCAGAGGUCGCUGGGAGAGCUUUGUGGAUGAGACCCUGAGAGAAACUAACAGAAAGAACACGGUAGAGCUGGUAAGCACCCACAACAUGCACUCAUCCAGUGAGGACGACGACAUGGAGAGCCCCUUCCCCAACGAUCUUUCUCUCCAACAAGCUUUCUCAGACUAUCAGAUCCAACAGAUGACUGCCAACUUUGUGGAUCAGUUUGGGUUUAAUGAUGAGGAGUUCACAGAGCACGAUGAAAAUAUCAAUGCCACAUUUGACAGAAUUGCCGAAAUAAACUUCAAUCUAGAUGCUGAUGAUAAUAGUGCCAAUGCGGCUGCUUUUGAAGCCUGCUGUAAAGAGAGGAUACGCCAGUUUGAUGAUGCUGAAGAGGAAGAGGACAUUUGGGAGGAGAAGGAGAUCAACUAUGCAAAACAAGCUAAAUCAAGAACAAGGUUUGGGGUCUCUCAAACCUCAGAUGGAAGCUCCAGGAGCAGCAUGGAAAAUGGAGGCCGGGAACGGGAUCGUGGAUCUGAAUCUGAUGAGGACGAAGACUCUGAGCAGAACAUAUCAGAUGCAGGUCCUGCCUGGACGGCAAAUUUCAGGGAAUCUGGAGAAACUGCAGCAUCCCAAACCACAGCAGGGUGGGACAGCUCAGCUGGGAGUGGAGCAGAGACACAGGAAACUGGCUGGGCCAACUUCACUGAGUUCCAGCCUUUCUCUGGUACAGAGACUGAUCCCAGGUGCAGCUCUCCUGUGGACUCGGGCAGCACUGAUGCAGAUAAACAAGCCAAACAAAACCACGAGAAGAGUGCGGAUGCUAGUGCCUCCUCUGGUCCUUGGCCAGCAGGAGAAGGCAGGAAGGCUCCACUCGUGGCCUCAGACAGCAGCUCCUCUGGGGGAUCAGACAGCGAGGAGGAUGACAAAAAUGCUGGUGCUCCUCCUGCCAUCACCUCGGAAACAGCCGACGCCCCCAGCAACAAGACAGCUGACCUCAAAAGUGAGGAGAGUCCGGUGUCUCUGGAGAAACUCUCUCUGUCAGAUCCUCCUAAAGCUUCAGAGCAGCAGCCUGCUGAGGACUCCUCUGUAAACACACAGACUGACAGGAAAGAGGAAGCUCCCCCGCCUCAGGAGGUGUCGGUCAACGGGCCGGUGUGAGGCCGAGCACCGCAGAAAGUCCUCAGCGACGGCGCCACAGACUGUCAGCCUCCUCCAGAGUGACUCCCCCAAAUAACCUCACUGCAACUACGGUGUUUUUACUGAAUCACUCUGCCAUGUUAUUGGACCUGGACACUGCCAAUCAACACCAAUAAUGAGGCGGCGGAACAUGUAAAAAUAAAAAACGAGAAAAAAAAAGAAAAAACCAACAGACCGAGUGGAGUGUAGAGGAAUCAUCUUCAAAGCCUUUUUUCCGAUGUUGCACAUAAUUACGUGCGGUUUUAAUGUAGCAGCGAUCUUUGAAACGACAGAAUCCGAGGGGUAACAUCAUCAUCGUUAUUUUUUUAUGUCCUGAAAGAUUUCUCUCCUGCUCCUCAUUGAUAGGGAUUUUACAUGGUCACCCCUGAAUGGAUAGCACAGGCUAACUUUUAACGAUGCCUCAACAAUAAAUACCUGUUUUUGAAACCAUUUUUUGCUUAAGAAAAAGCACUUAUGCAGCCAUUUACUGUACAUUAUAGCACAAUGUAAGUGUUUUACCCUCAUCUCUGCUGGCUGUCUUUUCUGUCCUCUCACCAGAUCAAGGUUUUUAACCAUUGUUUCCGUUUUGUUUUGGUUUUUUCCCCUCUCUUUGGUUGCUGUUUGAUGAAACAUCCGUUACCAUCGUGCAUCACCAGGUUCUGAAUGUUUUGAAGUGCUUCAGGAGGGUCGUAGAGGAGGAGGAGGGGCGGGUCGAUGAACAGAGCUCUAAUAGUAUUACUGUCUUUUGCUCAUGUGCAAUAAUGUCAAUUAGCCAUUUUAUUUAAAAAUGAAAUUCAGCAUUUCUUCUUUUAAAAAAACAAAAACAAAAAAAACAACUCAAUCUAGCGUUGGGGAAACAUUUGGUGUAGUUUGGGCAAACAAAUUUGGAUAUAAUCUCAAGUUGAGGUUUCUGAUUUUUACUGUUUUUUUUUUCUUUUUUUUAGUGCAUGUAUAACCGGUUCUCUGUUGACCUAGCUAGUGAGCUAAGACCUUCUGAUUGUAUUGACCUUUAAGUUCUUAUUGCUAUCCCCCUUAAAUCAACCAAACAUUAUCUACCUAUAUACAAAUAUUAUCUACAUUUAAAAGGAAUUUUACAAGCAAUCUUGAGAUUACUAUUGUUGUCUGUUCCUUUUUUUCUCUCUCACUCUCCACCAAGCACUUACUCACAGGGCGAGAGUGGCAUCUGGUAAGAGUGACGCUGUAUGCCCCCCCCCCCCUUUUUUUUUUUUUUUUUUAAGUUUAAUUUUAUUUUCUUUCUGAGCAGCAGGAUUGGAAGGAGUGCAGGUCUGGGUUCUGCGGAGCUCUAGGCCUCUUUGAUGUACUUAAAUCAUUUGACAGCGAUCAGGUUCUAUGAUCAUUGUUAAAACAUUUAAAAUUAAAAAUGUCUGGUUGACCACAUUAAUGCCAAAA
Stegastes partitus (bicolor damselfish) is the source of this 4728-nucleotide messenger RNA. RefSeq names its product protein phosphatase 6, regulatory subunit 2a (gene ppp6r2a). The transcript is spliced from 24 exons. NCBI's taxonomy places the organism in Eukaryota, Metazoa, Chordata, Actinopteri, Pomacentridae. Gene Ontology annotation, cellular component: nucleus; cytosol. Gene Ontology annotation, molecular function: protein phosphatase binding; protein phosphatase regulator activity. Bases 610 to 3300 code for a protein of 896 amino acids. The record is from RefSeq and is a predicted model, not a curated record.